CGUUGUGGUUUUGUUUGACAGAAAGUGGACAAGAUGUAUCAAAUCAAUUCACGUAAAUGAUCGGCUAUAUAAUAAUCAGCUCUAGCAGAUAUAUUUGUCACGACCAGACAAAAUGGCAAAAGCUUGGCGAGGAUGUAAGCCUCAAAGCAAGGAAUUUUCUAGCUCUGAGCAACACCUGAACAUUGGCAAAAACCCAAGCAAGGAAAUAUUUCUUUACACACAAAUGAGACAGUAUGGCAACCAAAAGAAAAGAGCACAAACAGUUGUGAAUGAUUAUAUUGCUAGAGCUUUGCCGAGUUUGCUGAUAGAAAAAGAGUACGAUCUAGGUGAUAUAAACAAGGUUUUUUCUUCUCACUGGCUGAAUGAAAGACAGGUUGCCUUUGGCACAAAAUGCAAUAAAUUGAUGGUGUUGGAUUCUUCGACAGGAAAACUUUUUCAAAUUCCAUCCAUAAAAAGCAGCGAUGAUAGUUAUCCUGCAGAGUGUCCUUGCGGAAUACACAGCAUUGCUUUAAACCCAUCAGGGACAUUGUUUGCCACUGGGGCUGAAAACACCAAUGAUCUGGCUAUUUACCAACUUCCAACCUUUGACCCAGUGAUGGUUGGGGAGAAAGGUCAUACAGAUUGGAUAUUUGAUAUUUCCUGGAUAGACGAUGAAUUUCUGGUGACAGGCUCUCGAGACAGUCGACUGUGUCUGUGGCGAGUGGACAAUGAUGACAUUGAUCAGACCUCUCGGUUACAAAGUCUACAGGUGCCAGAGUAUGCCAUCAAGGGUCCAGAGGCUGUGGAGUACUGUGACAAGGCUAAUAAAGUUCGAGCAUUAUGCUACAACGAUCAGAGAAAGGAGUUAGCUGUCCUUUCUCUGAAUGCUUACUUUUACCUCUGGGAUGUCGAGACGUUCACAGCUAAGACCUAUAGACGACUCUUUCAUACAAAGGAAAAUGUGUGUAUGUGUGUCUCAAAGGAAAAAACAUUAUAUGCUGUUGGUUCACAGUCUCACAUCAACCUUGUUGACCCUCGCUGCCCUAACACCCUUACAACCAUAAUCUCUCGUUAUCGUGGUGGAGGGGUACGAUCUGUGAGUUUCCGAGAUGAUGUUCUGACAAUAGGAACAGGUGUCGGCAAUAUUCUAUUUUUUGACACCAAAGCUGGGAAAUACUUGGAGUGUGGUUGUGGCCAUCCACUUACAAUGACAGUAGGGGAUGGCUUCUUGUCUAGAGAUGAGAACUACAGAGAAUUUUUUAUGGACAACAGUUAUCCUAACGCCAUCUACACACACCAGUUUGACAGUACAGGGACACGAUUAUUUGCAGCUGGUGGACCUCUACCAGCUGGACUGUGGGGUAACUACGCUGGUCUCUGGCAUUGAUAUUACUCUUCAUAGGACUCUGCAGCGAACAUGUGAUAGAGACAUUGAAGAUAUAAAACAUAGAAUAUCUAAAGCAAUUAGACUAGAUCUCAUCAACUUAUCAAACAUGUUGGAUAAGUCAAUAUUAAUACUGUCAUUACAUGAACUCGCCAAUAAGCCCAGGGAUUGAAACUUUUUCUCUGACUCAACAUAUUCCUUAAUUGUUGACAGUGAAAAAAUAAUAAAAGUUGAUAUGUCCACAACACUGUAAUAAUGCUGUGGGUUUAUUAUCAGACACAGCCUCUUAACAAAUACUUAUGGUACUCUACCUUAGUCAAUAUUUUUUGGUUUCAUGUAACUAGAAUAAGUUAAUUCCACAAUUAAAUUAUAGGCGAUAGCUUAAAUAACAAUUGUUUGGCAGUUUAAAAUUUGUAUUAAUUUACUUAAUUAAAUGUAAUUUUGAAACUGUACACACAAUCAAGUCAAUUUUUUGGAAUCAGUUAUUUCUUUUAGAAUAUUUUCAGUUGUAUAUUAUUAACUGGAACCGCUGAAUGUGUAGGAAUAUUACAAGAAGUGAUAGCAGACAAAGGUUCCCUCCUCUUAUCACAAGAUGAAAAUUGAAAAUAUUGAACUGCUUUUAAUUGGUGAUUAUGGCUUGAUGAAUGCCAACCGUAUAAGACAAAUUCAAAAUGAAGUACAAGUUCAUUAUACAAGCUCUAAAUUAAUUUUAGGAAUAAGAUCUAAAAUGUUUGGUUUUUUACUCUAACAAUUCCUGCUUUGUAACUUGGACAGCAUUUUCACAGUUAAAUAAAUAAGAUUUAACCCAUAUUUUGAUAUGAUAGAAAUUAUUAGCUUAAUGACCACGUCUCCUCAAACCUUUCAUAGUAGAUAUUAUUAAAAAAACCAAUGGUAAUUUUACACAAAUUAAUGAUGAAAGUUUUCAUUGUAUAUUUAAACAAACUAUUGGUGUUGAAAGUUUUAGGUGUAAAAAGGACACAAACAGAACACAAGCUGCUGAUUGAAGGAUAGGAAAAAUGAUACUGAAAUCAUGAAAUUACGUUUCAAUCAAAAGAAAUUUGAGUUUAGCAUACAACAAGCAUGAAUAUACAGCUAUUGUGACCAAGGAAAAGAGGAGCUUUCAUUGGUAAUCUUAUCAAAUAGUGCUUACCAUAACAGCAGUAUGAUACUCUUUGAAGAAAUCUUGUUGAAUCUUGUCUUAAAUUAUUUAUUGAAUAAUCAUCAUUUGAGACAAGCACAUAUACCUCACGGAAGUUUUGCUAUACUAACCUUUUAAAAAGGUGCUUCACCGGAUAUGGUGACCUGUUCAGCGUUGGAUACCAAACUGUUUGGGAUUAUUGCAAUAGUAAACACUUCCAAGUUUUUUCUGAUUUUUAAUUUUUAUUGAUAUUCAUUCUCAUAGUUGCUGUAAUAUUUUAAAAACUGUAAAGAUCUGUGUUAGGGAGAAGAGAUUUGCUUGUGUACUUCUGUUAUAUAUAACAGGGAUGUAGUUUAAUGAAUCUGGAGUUGGAAAACUAAAAACAAGUUUCCAUUUUCUUCACAGUAAAAAUAUGAUGACUGCUGUGUUUUUUUCUGUUUUGUUUUUUAGUAUUUAGGAGGAAUUUCCUUGGAUUAACGAUAAAAGUGCUUCAGUUGGAGCCAAAAUUAUUGAGUGAUUGUCACAUUAAUUGAAUGAUAUUAGACUUCUGGAAUUGAUUAAUCACUGGUAGUACAUGUAGGAUAUAUCAGCAUUGAUGUAUUCAAUGAAAUUGUCACCUUCAUUUUCAAGCAAAAUAUUUGUUACCAUUGAAUGUAGCUAUGAAUUAUAAUUUAUUUUUGGUUAAAAAUAGUGUUUCCUGGUGGAAAUUUAUGUAAAUGAGAUUUUUAAUUUGAUUAUAAUUGUUUUUAUAUCAUUUGUUUAUGUGAUAGACUGUAUCACUGUAAAGGGCAUUUAUUGUGUGUCCAAAACAAUAUGAUGGGUAGAUUCAAUAUUUCUUAUUUAAGAAUUACAGGGACUGUCCCUGUUGUCUCAUUACUCAUUCAGGUAAAGUCGUAACAUCUUUUCAAGAAUUACAUGUACAAAGGCAGUGCUGUCCAUUUAUAAAUCCACAGAUUCAAUAUUAGCUGGAACGAUAAGGUUUUCCAGACAAUAUAUCCCCAAAAUUGUUUUGAAGGUGUGUGUAGUGGAGAGGGGUCAGUAUUUUACUAGCAUCAAUUUUAUCAAUGUGUAUAUUUGAUUAAGUUUUACCUUUGGAAAGUUCAAUAAUUUGAUAUUAAGUCAAUAAAAUUGAAAUCAAAUAAUGAACUUUGUGUAUAAUUCUAAUUGUAAAAAUGAUUGAUAUGUGUGUUAAUAUUAACACUUGUAAAAAUUGAAUUUUAUUUGUAUAAAACAAUUUUUGUGUAGGAUUAAGGCAUGAUUAUGUAGUUACCAGUAAUAUGUAGAUUGUUUAUUGAUUUUACAAAGUUGUUUGUUUUUUGUUCCUGUGCUGCUAACUACUGUUAGAAAUAUAACUUGUUGUCUCCCUUAAGGAUGGUUUUCCCUAAGUGCAAGCUGAAAGCCCUACAAAUUCUCACAACUUAGUAUAUAUUUUAGCUUCUCCAUCUAGUAUUUUUGUUAAAAACAAAUACCGUACUUCCCUACCAUAUACAUAUAACCCAUCCUCAAUACUCCAGGGGAUACAAUCACUUUCACUCUGUACCCCAGGAUCAUGUCAUGGCAAAAUUGAAGGCACUUGUUAAGUUUGAUUUUGUGUGGGUCAAAAGGUUGAUAUUUUUUCUUGUGAGGGGAUAUUAAAAGAUUUAAUUAUAUUCUUGCAAUAGUAAGAUUUUAGUAUCAUUUGAUUUAGGUAAAGGUACAUUAGAUGGAUUACAAUUAAUGCUUUAUUAAAACAAUUCAUUGAUAUACAAAUUCAUGGAUUAAUAUUAGGCACGAAGUUCAUGAAAAUAUAUCCCCUACACAAAUUUAUGACUUUACAGUUUUGUUAAGAAGUUUGUGAUCAUUUUGACUUAAUGCUAUUUUCCUCAAAAGCUAUAGGUCAAUAAUUUCCAGUUUGAAGAUUUUUUCAUGGUAAUGGAAUGCAAUUAUCUUUGAGUAUCUGGAUUAUUGCCAACAAGGAGAAGAGAAAUAACACUGUUGAUGGAGAACAUUACUGGGAAUGGGGAUACAUAUUACCCGAAAAGCAGUGGUAUUUUGUAUGUGUUAAUACUGUAAAAAAAUUCAAAAUGAAUAAGUAUAUGUGCAAAUGUUCUCAUAUUGUAGAAAAUUGCAUUUUUAAAUUUUAAAAUAAAUCCCUGCAAUAUGUA
Molecule: messenger RNA, 4645 nt
Organism: Ylistrum balloti
Lineage: Eukaryota; Metazoa; Mollusca; Bivalvia; Pectinida; Pectinidae
Product: DDB1- and CUL4-associated factor 12-like
Exons: 9
Coding region: 113-1366 (417 amino acids)
Cellular component (GO): Cul4-RING E3 ubiquitin ligase complex
Molecular function (GO): protein binding
Source: RefSeq, a predicted model, not a curated record